UGCCUAAGAGGUCUGCCAAUCGUGGCAUGUUUUCACUUUUCUGUUGCUUUACAUAUGUGAUGAACGGCAAAUGAAAACCCAUCCUUCUCAUAGACGAGCAAUUAACGGCGCACGUUCAUUACAUGUUGGUGUGUUUUGUCGCCACGCUCCCACGUGCUUGCGUUCUUGCGUUGCUCCAGCUUUUCCGGUAUUUUGGGGCCGUAAUGUAUUCUACCUUCUAAAAUCCCUGUCCCAUUCAUGCAAACAUGAGUCUUCAUUCUGUAUGAAUAUCAGUAGAAUACUUGUAUACUUUAUAUAGUUUGUUUACUUUUGCGGUUCUUUUUUUUUACAGAGUAUAUUACCUUCCCGUUUUUGGUACGAUUUGUACUUGCACAUGGUCUUGACUGAACACCUACAUUAUUGCUCCAUGAAAGCGUUAAAUUUCGUUUUCACUUCAUGUUUUUGUCACUGAUUACAUCUGAGUAUAUUUGACAUGAAUUUUGUAUACGUUAUUAUAUUUUCAGAACUGCCCGUCUGUGCCAUGACACAUCACGUCACUGACCCUGGCACUGCUGAGCGGGUAUUACUGGGAGUAAACAUCAAGGGGUAUUACUGCUCUGAGUUGGCUCAAGUGAAUAUGUCUACAGGGGAUAAUGUAACUGAAUAUCCUAAUGAAACAGUCACAAACAUAACCGAUAAAACGGUACGGAUCGACGUCAACACGACCGACGCCAGCAUUGGGACGGAGCUGACCUUCACCUGCGGUGACCAAAGAUGGAAUAUGUCCUGUAACCAGGACAACAGUGAGGUGCUGGAGGACAAAGCUACAAGUAAUAAAACAAGCAUGGUUGCCAUCGUCGGAGUGGUUGCCGGAAUCGUGAUUGUGACAGUCAUCAUCACGUUAGUAGUCUUUCUGGUGAAGAUGAAGAAAUUAAAGCGGGAGGAACAGCCAGAUAAUCAUGUGUUUGACUCCCCUGAUGACGUCACUAGAGAAACUAAUGACACAUCAGGACAUGAAUACAACGCUUUGUACCUUACCGCUCUUGAGAGAGACAUCCUACUAUAAUGUCAUAUCCAAUUAAGCACUUUGUGUGAAUGCACAUGAAUCAUGUACCUUGAAGGUAUUGGUCAAUGUUAUAACUGGGACAAAUGUAAACACUUCGCUUUGCUGGAAGUCAUCUCACUCACU
This is a messenger RNA of Haliotis rubra (blacklip abalone), 1168 nucleotides long. RefSeq lists its product as uncharacterized. The record is from RefSeq and is a predicted model, not a curated record. NCBI's taxonomy places the organism in Eukaryota, Metazoa, Mollusca, Gastropoda, Lepetellida, Haliotidae. The transcript has 2 exons. Bases 473 to 1045 code for a protein of 190 amino acids.